Bactrocera tryoni is the source of this 1136-nucleotide messenger RNA. RefSeq names its product nucleolysin TIA-1-like. Gene Ontology annotation, molecular function: RNA binding. Bases 271 to 1095 code for a protein of 274 amino acids. The record is from RefSeq and is a predicted model, not a curated record. The transcript is spliced from 8 exons. NCBI's taxonomy places the organism in Eukaryota, Metazoa, Arthropoda, Insecta, Diptera, Tephritidae.
AUAACCAACAACGUCGUUCGUAUAAACAAAUACAUAAUAUCAGUGCAGGAGAGUAAUAAUUUCUUUCCGCUAAAACUUCAAGAGCAAUUUCACAUUUUCGUUGGUGAUUUAAGUGCUGAAAUCGAAACGCAACAAUUGAAAGAUGCGUUCACGCCCUUUGGAGAAAUAUCAGACUGCAGAGUGGUGCGCGAUCCACAAACGCUAAAAUCGAAAGGAUACGGUUUUGUGUCGUUUGUGAAGAAAUCGGAAGCGGAAAAUGCCAUUACCGCCAUGAAUGGUCAGUGGUUGGGCUCUCGGUCGAUACGCACGAAUUGGGCCACAAGAAAACCGCCGGCGACAAAAUUGGAUGUUAAUGCCAAACCUUUAACCUUCGAUGAGGUGUACAACCAAAGCAGCCCCACUAAUUGCACCGUCUAUUGUGGUGGCAUCAAUGGCGCAUUGUCCGGCUUUCUAAACGAGGAUAUUUUGCAGAAAACUUUCUCUCCCUAUGGCACAAUUCAGGAGAUAAGGGUGUUCAAGGACAAAGGAUAUGCAUUUGUGCGCUUCUCCACCAAAGAGGCCGCCACCCAUGCCAUCGUCGGCGUACACAAUACCGAAAUCAAUCAACAGCCAGUAAAGUGUGCGUGGGGCAAAGAGAGCGGCGACCCCAAUCACAUGUCGGCCAUCGCCGGGCAAGCACUAAGCCCCGGCUUCCCAUUCGGCACAGCAGCAGCGGCGGCAGCGGCAGCCGCAUAUGGGCAACAAGUGGCCGGCUAUUGGUAUCCACCAGCACCGACAUAUCCCACAGCUGCGCCCACGCCCGCCAACGCCCUACAACCGGGACAAUUUUUGCAAGGCAUGCAAGGAUUUACAACCUACGGACAGUUUGCUGGCUACCAACAAGGAUAUAUGGGUAUGGGCGUGCAGAUUCCCGGCACCUGGCAAAGUGUGCCACCACAAGCGCCGUUAGCGGGCGCCACCGCUCCACAAAUUGCACAAAGCGUCGGCAGCGGUCUGCCACAAGCCACCGGCGUUGUCGCCUAUCCCAUGCAACAGUUUCAGGUUAGUCCACAGCUUGCUGAAGACGAAUGGCUAGCACCGAGCCUGCUAGUGUAGCUGCCAUGAUGGCCCGCAUUUGCAACAACAAAUGGAGCAAC